Molecule: messenger RNA, 537 nt
Organism: Camelina sativa (false flax)
Lineage: Eukaryota; Viridiplantae; Streptophyta; Magnoliopsida; Brassicales; Brassicaceae
Source: RefSeq, a predicted model, not a curated record
CAAGACGAGCUCAAACGUAUCGCCGCUUACAAGGCCGUCGAGUUCGUCCAAUCCGGCAUGGUCCUCGGCCUCGGUACCGGCUCCACCGCCAAACACGCCGUCGACCGCAUCGGCGAGCUUCUCCGCCAUGGCAAGCUCGACAACAUCGUUGGUAUACCGACGUCUAAGAAGACCCAGGAGCAGGCUCUGUCUCUCGGCAUCCCUCUCUCUGAUCUCGACGCACACCCCGUCAUUGAUCUCUCCAUCGACGGCGCCGACGAGGUCGACCCUUUUCUCAACCUCGUCAAAGGCAGAGGAGGCUCUCUGCUUCGGGAGAAGAUGAUCGAAGGAGCUUCCAAGAAGUUCGUGGUGAUCGUGGACGAGUCCAAGAUGGUGAAGCACAUUGGUGGGAGCAAGCUUGCUCUCCCCGUGGAGGUUGUGCCCUUCUGCUGGAAAUUCACGUCGGAGAAGCUGCGGAACCUGCUGGAAGGGUACGGUUGUGAAGCCAAUCUCAGAUUGGGGGAGAAAGNCCAACAUUUGUCACUUUCUUUCUAUUAA